CAGAGCUUUGAUUUCCGCUUUGCGACUCACCUGCAGAAUGACAACCAGGAACACCUGAGUUCAAAAAAAGAAAAAAGAAAAACAGUAAGAAAAAUAUUUUUGGACUCUCGUGAUUCUGAUGUCACGUGGCACACGGACGGACAGCAGAUACUUUGUCCGAAAUAACUGACCUGAAUACAGUUUAAUUCCCAAAGCUGCGGAAAAUGUCCAGCUUGUGUUGUUGCUGCUUUUCCAGUGAAAACUCCGGCGAGGUGCAGCCUCUCCUGCAGCCCAAACCAUCUGAAUUGAGUGUAGGUGAAUCAGCCAGACAGACCCGGCCAGCACGCAGUGAUGCACCGACUGUGACACGGAGAGGAAGGCUGGCGAUGAGGCGAGUUGGCGUGUCUGGGUUGGACCAGAGGUUUUCUGAUGUGGCGGAGGUUUUUAACAGGCAACAGGAACACUAUGAGGCCAUGCUUCAGCACAUCGCUAAACUGGUACAGAGCUACGCCUGUACCUGUGAUGACACACUGACUGUGGCUGAGGUCCUUGGUAAGAUCAAAGAGGAGCACGGAGCCGAGUACAGGAUCUCCCUCCAGAGGAAGGGUUGCGGCUUUUACCUCUGUGCGGUUCCUCUGCGGGCAGAGCUUGAAAUUCAGGAGAAGCAGCUGCCUCCACGCCUGCUGCUGGCUCAGGAGGAACUGAAGGGAGCCUACGAGAAUGCAAAGGCCACUAUGUCAGAGGGCACCAAAAUUAACCUCUUAACGGGCUGGCUGCUCAGCGGCGAUGAAUUAAUGGCUGAGCAAGUAAAAGGUGGAGCUGGGUCAUACCAGGAGCAGCAAAGACUGGAUGAUAACCUGAAGGAUAACAUGAAAGAAACAAGACGAGCAAAGGAGAUGUCAGUGCUCUACAAAAAACGGGCCGGGGACGUCCUCAGUGAGGCUGAGCAGAUAGCAGGAACCAAUCUGUAGUUCAGACAGGGUCAUACUGAUAUUUUACUUCACUUCUCAAUCAUUUUCCUUUGUGUCUCCCUGCAAGUUAAGCAGCUACUUUCCAAAAAGGUCAAACAUGAGCAUUAUUACAGAUUUAAAAACAAACACAUUUUAAUUGAUUUUAUUUAUAUAUCCAUUUUUAUUAAGGUCUGCCAUUUAAAAAAAACAUUCCAUGGCAAGUACAUGCAUUCAUUUUAUCUUGCUGCACUGAAUCAUGCUUAUUUUACUUUUUUGUGCAAUUAUCUGUACUUCCCUUCUGCACCCUCAGAGGGAGGUGUCCCACAGAUUGAGAAGCACACUAGUACAGUAUAUGACGUGUGAAGCGGUGAUUCGCUGUGCUUUUUGUUGUUAUUAAUACUGAUACAUUAAAUAAUAGUCAGUUUUAAUGUUUGUAUUUUCAGGAUUAUGUGUGAAUUAUUCUGGAAUAUGCAGGAUAUGUGACAAUAAUUGCAGAAAUUCUGGAAAAUCUGUGAAUAAUUCUGGAAAAUCUGUGAAUAACUCUAGAAUAUAUAUGAACAAAUCUAGAAUAUCUGAAUAAUUUUCUGGAAUAUGUCUGAAUAACUCUGGAAUAUACGAAUAAGUAUUUGUUUUACAAAAAGACACUAGAGGGCACUAGACCAUUUCUUUUAUACUACUUAUCUUAGCAAUUUUGUACCAAAACAUACUUUUUUUUUAACAAAAGCUGAUCAUAAUACAUAUCUCCAGACAAGGAAUUACCACUUAGCACACUCGGUGACAUCUUCCUUUUGAUACAGACCCCAAACAAUGUUCCAAAACUCAGGUGUUGCGAAGGCUUCAGAACUUGCAGGAAGAGAAUUGAGUGUCCUCUGACUCAUUUGCACUUCUGACAAAAUGCUUUGAGAUCAUCUCCAGCCAUGUGUUCUACCAUUGUUUUUUUCCAGUUUCACUUUUCCUGUUCUAGUAUUUUGUAUGGUAGUUGCCCACAAGGAGGGCAUCUUGUCUCCCUGCGAUUGCUGUCUUAACUUGCUAGCCAACUCUUGAUGAGACGAUCUGCACUGAUGAGCACAUGGCAUACCAUGUGAACACCAUAGAAACAUCUCAUGGAUGAUCAGUAGGAACAGGAUGCACCUGAGCUCAAUUUUGAGCUUCAUGGCAAAGACUGUGAAUGCUUAUGUA
Molecule: messenger RNA, 2108 nt
Organism: Thalassophryne amazonica
Lineage: Eukaryota; Metazoa; Chordata; Actinopteri; Batrachoidiformes; Batrachoididae
Exons: 4
Coding region: 204-950 (248 amino acids)
Source: RefSeq, a predicted model, not a curated record